AUGGAACGCCAGCAGGAUAACGGCUUUCCUGGUUUUUUGUCCCCGAAACAGUCUUACUCUUCCUUGCCUUCGACUGCAGGACAAGGAGUUCCAGCGGAACGUCUCCAGUCAGAUAUACGAAGCCCAGGAUUCCCACCUGCUACAGCUUACCCGGCUUUCCCCCGUUCCCCCGCUGCCAAUGGCUCGCACGGUGCCAGUACAGUUUUUUAUGGCUUGGGAAAUUUGUCUAACAUGUCGAAUUUCAUUGGUAGUACAAACCAGCUCCGCUCGACCGCGUAUUCGCUUCUCGACUCGGGUCGGAGUGCUUCAUCAGGCGAGAGUGAUCCGUUUUUUUCAUCAUCAGGCACGGGGGGGGGUCACCCGAACAAUUCCCUCUUGUUCAGUGCCGCGGGAUCAAGUUGUUUAUCUUCCCCACAGCGCCUUGGGGUUUAUUCCUCCGUCCGUCCACAGUGUCCCCCUCCGCCUGUGGCAACAUCCCAGAAGAAUAGCCCGGUUGCUUCGACAGCGCCGACACCGUCGCCAUUAACACAGUCUCAAAAACAGCCCUCGUCGCCGCCGUCAUCUCCAGCACUAGCGAACGAGUACCCCGGUCUAACGCAGCCGAAUAUGUACGGGCGAUCUUUGGGAGACCCGUUUCACCAGGAGAAUGCUCCUCGGCAGGAGCACACGUCGCAACCGCAACUAGGACAGCAUCCCAGGGCAGCAAGCCCGCUGGCUACUCCAUUACGUCCUCACGCGACGUCAGCUCAUCAUCCGGAUCAUUAUGUACGCAGCUCUUGCUUGCCAGGAAGCGAUUGCCAAGAAGUUGAUGCAGAACCAUAUGGCGAAGGGCAGGCUGAACGGCUGUGGAACUUCAGCAGUAGAGGUUCCCUUUCGUUUGACGAUCUAAUCGCCCAGGUCCAGAAGUUGCUCCAGUCGAACUCCACAUCUUCAUCUGCCUCUUCUGCAUCGACACCUCGUCGUCCUAGUGGCCGCCUCGGUGAGACAGUAGACAUGCCGUGGGAGAAUAAGCCUAUGGAUAAUAGAAGUAUAUGGGCGAGACGACCAAUGCUAGGUAGACCACCUAUACAACAACAGGGAAUCCAAGAAGGUAGAGAAAAUGUGGAGCGAGGUGACGAAGAGUACUCCGGAUGUUGCGUCGGACAACUGGACCUUCAUGCGUUACAAGGAGCGGCGACUCAGUCCGUGCAGCCUUAUCGGCCUGUGGGCGAUUCCUCCAGUCCUCGUGAGCCCGUUAAUGAAGGUGUCAACCAAAAUUCAGCAUCAUAUAUCGAUCCGCAGGCGUUGGCAGUGCUUCAGGAGUUGCAUCGAACGGCAGUACAGCAGAGAAUGUGGGAAGCAAACCUCGCAGUUUUGCGGCAGGAAAAUGCGGAUUUACAGAACAGAAUCACCCUUAUGGAGGAAACCCAAAGCUUCUUGAAGCAACAGAAUCAGAGUCUCCGAGCGGCGCAACACUCGGCAGAAGCGUCCUCCCAUGGAGCAGCGAAGUCGAUCUUGGGUGUUGGUCGGCCGGCAACAAACAAAUCAGCCACAAACAGACUAAUUGCUCCCUCUGGCUACCAGGGACCGGAUCAGAUUCAGAGUGCUCCAAAUCCAUCCACACCCAUUAUCAAAGGGUCCGACAAGAUCUCAGUGGAGCAAUUUUUGCUAAGCUUCCCUUUUACACUGACUCAAGACUAUCCUCACGCCAUUCUCAAGUUCUGCGCCGACCACAACUUGGUAGUUAAGCUUCUGGGUUACCAUGGAAAACGGGUAGAGCUUCUUGAGCGCCAGUAUUGCUGCCGCAUCCAGACCUCAGCACAGGCGUCCUCGUUUCCAGGUUAUCCGAAUGGCCGAUGCGUUCUAUUCACCGGCCCGCUGGUUUCGUUACUUCGAGCGUGCGCCGAUUUGUAUGCGGUAGUCGACACCUCCAGUCCUGGACUGCGGACUAACAUUGAAGGCUAUCGAGUAUGUUUAGUUGUCCCAGGGGAUUUUGUUGGGCGUCUUUUACGAAGCAACUGUGCUGGACUGCACGCCCUUCAAGAAGCAGGUGGAAAGGCCGUUCACAUCGCGCUUGGGAAUCUCUGUGUCAUAAUGAGGGGCAACUACUCGGAGAGGGUCCUUUUGAUUGAUGGGAAUAUUGAGGGCGUUUGUCAAGUUCUUGAAUCUGCUGCAGCACAGUUGCAGGACUUCUUGCGAAGAUUUUCAGGCGGACAAGGAGGUGCAGGAGGAGGGGGAUCCGAACACCUGGCGACUCGGUAUGAGUUCCUUGAGUACCCGAAAAGAAUUGAGCUCCAUCUGUCCACGUGA
This is a messenger RNA of Neospora caninum, 2289 nucleotides long. Its product is annotated as putative KH domain containing protein. The record is from RefSeq and is a predicted model, not a curated record. The coding region runs from base 1 to 2289 and encodes 762 amino acids. The transcript has 4 exons. Lineage: Eukaryota; Apicomplexa; Conoidasida; Eucoccidiorida; Sarcocystidae.